Molecule: messenger RNA, 1683 nt
Organism: Benincasa hispida (wax gourd)
Lineage: Eukaryota; Viridiplantae; Streptophyta; Magnoliopsida; Cucurbitales; Cucurbitaceae
Product: beta-glucosidase 18-like
Biological process (GO): carbohydrate metabolic process
Molecular function (GO): beta-glucosidase activity
Source: RefSeq, a predicted model, not a curated record
UUGUAAAUUUAAUUUGGCAAUUGCAGGCCCCCAAAAGUAAGUUGAAUGGGCACCAAAGCCCUUCCAUUAUUCUCAAUUUUUUCCCUCGUCCUUUUCGUCUCCUCUCAUCUUUCAAAUCAGAGUUUUGUCCAAAAUGAAGAAGAAAUCAACAGAUCAGAUUUUCCAGAGCAUUUCUUCUUUGGAACUUCCACUUCCUCUUACCAGAUUGAAGGGGGAUAUGUUGAAGAUGGAAGGGGAAUGAGUAAUUGGGAUGUUUUUUCUCAUAUUCCAGGAAAAGUUAAGAACAACGACACCGGAGAUGUGGCCGACGAUCACUACCACCGGUUUAUGGAAGAUAUUGAGUUGAUGUAUUCCAUGGGGAUGAAUGCUUAUCGCUUUUCCAUUUCUUGGACCCGAAUUUUGCCUAAGGGAAGAUUUGGUAAAGUCAACCGAAGAGGGAUCACCUUCUAUAACAAAAUCAUUGAUCAUUUGUUGCUAAAAGGCAUAGAGCCGUUCGUGACAAUUCACCAUCAUGACCUCCCUGACGAACUCGACAAAAGAUAUGGAAGUUGGAUGAGCUUUCAAAUGCAGGAAGAUUUUGUGUAUUUUGCAAAAAUUUGUUUCAAAGAAUUUGGAGACAGAGUGAAACAUUGGUUGACGAUAAACGAGCCAAAUUUGGUGACAUUGAUGGCUUAUACAAGAGGAGUUUACCCACCAGCUCACUGUUCACCACCUUUUGGAAACUGCUCUGUUGGGAACUCUGAUAUUGAGCCUCUCAUUGUCAUGCACAACAUGUUACUUGCCCAUGCCAAGGCUGUUCGCCUUUAUCGUACCCAUUUUCAAGAAAAACAAGGUGGAUUGAUAGGAAUAGUGGUAUUUGGGCACAUGUAUGAACCACUAACAGACCAUCAAUUUGACAUACAAGCUGUGGAUAGAGCCUUGAUUUUCAACUUUGCCUGGGUGUAUGAUCCUAUAGUGUACGGAGAUUAUCCUAAGGAAAUGCGAGAAGUUUUUGGAAACCAACUUCCAAGUUUCUCAGACUCGGAGAAAAAUAUUAUAAGAGGAAGUUUGGACUAUAUUUGUGUCAACCAUUAUACCACGCUUUAUACAAAAGACUGUCUUUAUUCUGCCUGCUCUAACGGUGGAGAUCGUCCUAUAAAGGGAUUUCUUGACACCAUGGGAUAUCGGGAUGGUGUUUCCAUUGGAGAUCCAACAGGAGUAGAUAGAUUCUUUGUUGUUCCAAGAGGUUUGGAAAAAAUUAUUAAUUAUAUCAAACAAAGGUAUCCCAACAUUCCUAUCUAUGUCACUGAAAAUGGAUACUCUAUGCCACCAGGCGAUGGUAACAAAGUUGAAGACAUAAUAAAUGACAUUAAACGAGUCAAUUUCCACAAGAACUACCUUGCUUCCUUGGCUAGAGCAAUGAGUAAUGGUGCUGAUGUGAGAGGGUAUUUUGUAUGGUCCUUAAUGGACAACUUCGAAUGGGCCGAUGGGUACGCCACAAGGUUUGGGCUUUUGUAUGUGGACCUGCAGACACUUGAGCGACGGCCCAAGCUUUCGGCCCAAUGGUUUGCUUCUUUCCUUGGCGGCAACCUACAACAACUUACUAAAUCUUCAUCCAUUAUAAAUAAAAAUGCCUAUAAUUCUCUCAUGGAUGAUUAAACAGCGUAUGCUUUUUAAAUAAAUAUAUAUAUAUAUUUUUUUAAA